UCGUCCAGGACGCGUGUGUAGCAGCCGAGAGUGCGACUCGGAGGAAAACGUAAAAACACGGUGAAGUGAAAUGAAUCGGUGCCUAAGUUUGGAUGUGUCGGUGUAACGGGCGGGUGUUCGGCGGGUCGAGUCUCUGUCGGUCCCGGGCAGCACAGCGGCUCCUCGCCGUCCCGGCGGAGGGAAGAGCGGGUAAAUGACCGCGGUGUUCGGCUGGAGCCGCGGAACAAAGAGCUGGUCUCGACCAUUGUUACCAACACGGACUCGGCUGCUUUACCACUGCUCAAGUGAGGGGCGGCCUGUGCUCCAGUCAUGACCUCUGGGAGUGGGAACACUACCAGCAGCCAGCACAAUGGAGACAGCAAACCAGCCCAGGCCGUAGACACGUCCCACAUCCUCACCCAUCUCAUCGAAGGCUUUGUUAUCCAGGAAGGUGCUGAGCCCUUUCCUGUGGAGCGUCCAUCGUUCUCGAUAGAGAGCCUCCGGAGACACACGGCUGACUCCAAGAUGGACGGCCUUCUGUCAAAGGAGAUGAAGGCCCAGCAGGAGCCCAUGUUGACCUGCGAGCUGUGCGGCAGAGUGGACUUCGCCUACAUCUUCAAAAGGUCCAAGAGGUUCUGUUCUACAGUCUGUGCUAAACGCUACAACGUGGGAUGCACGAAGAGAAUGGGUCUCUUCCCAAACCGCAAAACCACCCUGGACGGCAUGAAGAAACAGCGAGUGCUGAACGGCGGCCACAGAAGCAUCAGCCUGGAGCUUAAAAAGAAGCCCUCCCCCUCUGUGCAGAAGCCCCCGGCCGCGGCUCAGUCCCCCCACCCUGCUCAGGGAGAGUCCAGCCAGUGUUCAGACUUGUCUGCCUACAAAAGAGCCCUGUCCCCCCUGUCGCUGGCCCAGCGGGUCCCUGAUCUGCAGGACUUUGAGCUGCAACACGCCUUCCUGCCCAGUGACCCGGGUCUCUGGAACAUAGAGGACGUCUACGAGUUCAUCUCAUCCCUGCCAGGUUGUCUGGAAAUCGCCGAGGAGUUCCGCUCGCAGGAGAUCGACGGCCAGGCGCUGCUGCUGCUGAAGGAGGACCACCUCAUGGCAACCAUGAACAUCAAACUGGGUCCAGCACUCAAAAUCUUUGCUCAGAUUAGCAUGCUCAAAGACUCGUAGCCCAUUUCCACGCACGUUUGUUUCUGCUGGUAGCAGACGAACGAGGUGCACUCAGGACCCAUCUCAUCCGUCUGAGUUCAGCUUCCACAGCGGAGCCGUGCGUUUGUCGUCUUUGAGUGACCUCAGCUCACUUUUUACACGUCCACACAACUUCAGUACUUCAGGAAAUAGCAGUCCACGAUCAGAACGACACGUCAUGGUAGGUAGGCUGUCACGAAUACAUGUACUCUUCAUAGUGCGUCAAGUGUACUGUAGAUGUCAGUGGUAGUGGAGCGUCUCUCGCUGUUUCAGAUCUGUGCUCCGUUUUUAGUGAACACACCCACUUUAUUAGAUCAGCGACCUCUCUGUGCAGCUAGUCCACAUCCUGGACAUCUGUAAUACCCACCAAUGUCCUUCAAUCAUAGAUACAAGGAAGAGUGUUUCUUUUCCACCAACAGUAGGAGUUGCUGACACGAUAAACACAGCGAGGCUGCUGCAGUUUCCUUCGGUGCUGCAGUAUCUUCUUUACUUGUCAUUUUGUGCACCACUCUCUCUCUGGCUGCAGGACCUUGAUGGUUAACACGACAGUCAUGGAUCAGGGCUAACAUGCAGUCCAGAGAGGGUUUAUAGUCCAGAACGCAUUGAGUAGCCUCGUCACAACACCGAACAGACGGGUCAGGGUGUCUCAUGAUGGUGACGCUGGUUUGCAGUGGGAGUCGUUGAACGGCCAAGAAACCACAGUCUUGUCAAACAGGACAGUUGAGGGUUGUUGGGCGUCUCUUCUCCCAGACUCAAACCGUGCUGUUGAUAGGAUGCGUACGUCGAGGAAAGCCGCCAUAAAACCCCUUGUUGUCAGAAAGUAAAUGAACCUCCGGCCAAAACCCAGAUCACAUCAUGGCACUGAAACAAACACAGAAUAAACCUCACGGAGCAGAGCGGGCAGCACGAGGCUGGCGCCGCUGCUGCUGUCGUAGCCGAGCUCCGAGCCGGAGCGCCGGCCGACGCCGGGAUAAUCUGGUCUGACGGGAGCUCCACAAGGAAAACACUUCAUCUGGAGAAGAAUCGGAAAAUAAAUGAGGAAAUGUGCGGAUGAAUAAGUACAUGUGGAAAGAUUAAGUCAGAGGAUUUUAAGUAUUUUCACUUAUUUUUAUUUGUGUUUAUAAUUGUUUAUAUUUUCAAAUAUACGUGUACAUACGUUUCUUCUGCAUGUGCAUUAUUUUUCUCUUUCUGUCUUUUUUUCUCUAUUUUCUUACCCUUUUUUUUUUCCUUUUGAGGAAAGAGGUGAAAAAAUUAUAGGAAGAAUAGACAUUUAAAUUAUAAAGGGAAUAAAAAUGUACAUGCAAAAUAUAAAAAGGACAGAAAAAAUACUUGUUCCUUUGUCUUAAGAAUUCCACAUUUAUUGUUUCUUUAAUUUCUGCAUAUUUCAUUUUACUCGUUUAUUUCAUGAACUUAUGGUUCUUUAGGGUUUAAAAAAAAAUCUUCCCCAGAUGUGUUCUUUUCUCUUGUGGCUCCCCCCAGGCUCAUUCCAGAUGUUUCUCUGCUGUUUGAUGAUAAACCACUUCACUGUGAACGCUGCGUUCAGCCUCAGCUCUGCUGCUCCGGACGCGAAUGAAAGGAAAUGCGACAUUUCUCCCGUUUCAGGUGUUCGGCUCAGGUCUAUGCACGCAGGAAGAGACGUCUGCAAGCGGCCACAUGUGGGCGCCGCAGCGCCAUCGAGGCUGGAAAACAUGGAACUUUGUUUCCUUUAACCAAAGUCGAGUGGAGAUCAAGCCAGAACAUCUCUGCUGACCGAUGCUUCGUUGCUGUUACUGAUGCUCUCCUCUGGAACCACGAGCAGUUUUGUCUUUUAAAUGUUUUUUUACACAGAAUUUAAACUGUAAAUAAAAUCAUUAGAUUGC
Cololabis saira (Pacific saury) is the source of this 3029-nucleotide messenger RNA. It is a transcript of the gene phc2a, whose product is annotated as polyhomeotic homolog 2a (Drosophila). The transcript has 7 exons. NCBI's taxonomy places the organism in Eukaryota, Metazoa, Chordata, Actinopteri, Beloniformes, Belonidae. Gene Ontology annotation, molecular function: zinc ion binding; protein binding. Gene Ontology annotation, cellular component: nucleus; PRC1 complex. The record is from RefSeq and is a predicted model, not a curated record. Bases 310 to 1152 code for a protein of 280 amino acids.